AUGGGCUUGGCGGCCAGUACAGGGCACCAUGGUAACAACGCCCCAGCGGACACCACCUCAACUUGCCGCCGCUGUUGUGCUCUGACCUCAUUCAUCACCAACUUGAACCACGUAGAGCUAUCUCAUCAACCGUCAACAAAAGCUUGCUCACCACUUCAACCAAGGAAUAUAGGAGAGACGCCCGAAAAGAAAUAUAUCCCCGACAUGGUUUGCGCAAAGUGCCAAAAGAAGGAAAAGACGACCCUCGUCACGCCGGCGGUCAAGAAGAAGAGUGAGAUGUACUAUGGCUCCCCAGCAGCAGCAACAUCGUCAUCAUCGAGCUCGGCCACGGGACCCAAAAAGUCGGCAACUCUGGGCAACACAGGAGUGACAAAGAGCAAACUGCUGUCCAAGGCGGCUCAGAACCCCUAUGCUCAAUACUCCAGCACUUGUACGCGCUGCAAGGCAAAAGUAUCACAAGGCCACACCUUUUGCAAUAAAUGCGCGUACCGCGCCAACUCCUGCGCAAUCUGUGGCAAGCCCAACAAAACCACUACUGCCGGAGCACCCCUUGUGAACGGCCAGAAGUUCACCUUGAAGUGAGCAUGUCGCAGACAAAUCGUUGCUGGAUAGGCACGAAAAUUACCAAAGCUACGCUGCGAUACGAUAAGCUCGAGUAUAGCCACAUGAACGACGUAAACGACAUGCCCAACGAUCCACUUGGCCUUCAUCAGUUUCUAGGUUUUGCCUGUACUGCUAACUUUAUGCUGAGAGACUCGACACACGGUCGUACCGUCAAGAGCAACAGUCCCCGGAUCACUGAAGGCUUCUUCAGUUUGACUUGACCAGGGAACGAGGUGUAUCCUCCCGUGUAGAGCGUUGUACAAUCCUAGAGGCUGAGCAGACGCUCAGGGGAAUCAGGGAAUUACAGCGCAUUGGAUGCCACGUGAGAUCGUGUAUAUUUGGUGCUGGACUAUGGAUACGGCAUGAAAUGUUGGAUGGAUACGAGUUUACAGAUGGUGUCUUCAGGAAGGCACAGCCUUGCCCCCAAAUCACUACUUGAGGGGGCGGAAGAGAUGGGUAUGUUGACAGAUGUUGAUGCCAUGUAGGCAAAGGUACUUUCUGAUUACCCCACGAUGGUAAUCGUGCUGGAGUGUAGUGCAAUAGGUGGUUCAGGGACAGAAGCUGUGAGCCCUACAAACGUACACCUUGGCUAAGAUGGUAAUAGAGGCAUAACUCAGUCUUGAAAGAUUUCUGUCUUCCAAUCGAUCUGUUAUCCAUCCCUUCUUCACCGCUUGCCUUUGCAUUGCCAGUCUGAAUCUAUUGCAAUCGCACCAUGUAGGUAGCUGACUUGGAUGUGUUGAAUCCACCAUCUUACCGAUCCCAUGUCUACUCAUCGCCCAACAGCCAAUAGCUCUCCCUCUUCCCUUACCCACUUAAAAAGGUAC
This is a messenger RNA of Neurospora crassa OR74A, 1427 nucleotides long. Its product is annotated as cript family protein. Gene Ontology annotation, molecular function: microtubule binding. The transcript is spliced from 3 exons. Lineage: Eukaryota; Fungi; Ascomycota; Sordariomycetes; Sordariales; Sordariaceae. The record is from RefSeq and is a predicted model, not a curated record. Bases 1 to 582 code for a protein of 193 amino acids. Gene Ontology annotation, biological process: cytoplasmic microtubule organization.